UUUUUUUUUCUUCUUCUUCUUCUUCUUCCUUUCUUACUUUUCUUUUCAUUUUUACUUGGCAUUGUAUAGAACAUACUUUUGCAUUGUCUUAUCGAUUCAUUGUUGAUUCUAGUUGAAUGGAACUGUUAGAUAAACCCAUACUCCUGUUCACUAUAUUUACUCGUUAACUCUCAUUCAUACUAUAUAUCAAACAUGUAUCCACAAAGACAGCAAUAUCAACCUAUGGACACUGGUGUUAUGUAUCAUCAACCACAACAUCGACCUUAUCCUACACCACAACCUCCACCACCACCACCACCAGAACCUCUUCCUAGUGCAACAGAUGUUCAUACAACUGCUCUCUCUAUUUCACAAAUGGCAGAGUUUUCAUCUACCAUGGUAUAUCUUAUGUGGCACGAACGAAGUCCAUCUGUACUUCCUUUACAUUCUUCUGUCCUUCACUCUCGACCUGAUCCAUCUAGUCCUGCUACAACUGGUGCUAGCAAUGCAUUUCGAAAAUACUGUAGAUCGAUUUUACAAGCGACACAACUGUCAGAGUCUGUGGUACUUUUAUCUUUGAAAUAUAUUGCUUUAUUGUUACGAAACAAUCCACAGUUACGAGGUGCUGAAGGGUCUGAAUAUAGGUUAUAUACUGUUGCUCUUAUGUUGGCCAACAAGUUUCUCGAUGAUAAUACAUUUACUAACAAGACAUGGUCUGAUAUAUCCGGUAUGAAGGUGAAUGAACUUAAUGUUAUGGAAUUCGAAUUCUUGGAUGUCUUGCGGUUUGCCUUAUUUAUUCCCAAAGUGGACUUUGAUCAUUGGAAAACGACUCUAUUCAAUUUUCGAAGCAAAUUAUAUGAUCCAAGUAUGGGUGAUGUAAGUCAUCGUGGUCCACAACAUCAACAACUUAUUGAAGCUACAUUGAAAAAUAUGGGAUUACCAAUGCAGUAUAAUCAACAACAUGAUCAAUGGCAACAACAACAGUACCAGAAACAAGAAGCAGCAAGACAACAACAACAACAGCAACAACAACAACAAGCAGCAGCAGCAGCAGCUCAACAACAAUAUAAUCAACAUCUUUAUCUUUUAUCAAAGGCACAACAACCACAUAUUCCACCUCAACCAUUGAAUGGACCAUUGACUCGUGUACCUUUACGAAUACCUGUUAGACCGAUAUACCAAACACAAGGCAUGCAAUCAACUUCUACACCUGGAACUCACACUGCAACCGUUUACGAUCCUUCUAUUGGUGUGUCUUCUUCUGGUACCUCAGCAACCGUUAUACAACCAGCAUCUGCCGCUCCUCAAAUAGCAUCACAGCCUUAUACACCAGCGUCAAUGACGAAUAUGGGAUCUUCUAGUGGACGACGUACGCCAAUCGUACCUUCGACAGAGAAUGCAUUUACUUCGACAUCAUAUUCGUCUCAACAACCACCAGCCAGGAUCAUUACAAAUACUUCUCAACGACCUUACGAUUACACACGAUCAUCAGCGGAAGAAUCACAGGGAAAUAUAUAUUCGGGACAAAAGCAACCAUUACAAACAUCAGCACAUGUUAUUGCUCCAGGUGUACCAUCACAUUCAAAGUUUUAUGGCAAUGAUAUUUAUUCACAGCAACAACAACAACAACAACAAUCGAUAAAUCAACAACAAAUAUCUGCUGCAGGUCAUCGUACAACAUCAUUACCAUCUGCUGGAUUGGAGGCCACCAUCAUACAACCCUCUCAACCACAUAUGAAUUCAAUGGGAAAUGGUCUUACUUCUGUUACUACUGCUCCAUCUUUACAACCACCAUCUUCUGUUCCACCAGCUUCUGCGACUUCAUCGUCUUAUUAUAACACUCCGUCUUCAACUCCAUCUUCAACUCUUCCACACAACUCUUCACCACAUCGUAUCUUGGGACCAAAUGAUCCUCAUACUGCUUUUAUCAAUGCACCCAAUGCGACCAGUUAUAGUGCUAAUCCUUCUCAACAAAUCAAUUACGGUCACCAUCCUCCACCAGUACGUGUUAAUAAUCCUGUUGCGAAUAAUCCUAGUCGACCACCUUAUUUUGUAGAUCCAUCUCAGCAGCAACAUCGACAUCAUCAACAACAACAACAUCAGCAGCAACAUUCAUCUAAUAUGGCUAAUCCUUCAGGUGGUACAGACUACAACUAUGGUGCUAUACCUAGCUCUGCGAAUGAUAUAUAUGGACGGCCAACAAUGGGAAGGACGUCAUCCAAUCCGGUGUAUCAGGUAAAAGUCAAGAUAGGUUCAGUCAAUGAUCGAUAGUUGACCGAUCAUUUUUUUGUUUUUUUUUUUGUUUUUUUUUUUAAUAUAGUCUCCAUAUUCACAGGG
Messenger RNA from Halteromyces radiatus, 2316 nucleotides. RefSeq lists its product as uncharacterized. Gene Ontology annotation, cellular component: nucleus; cyclin-dependent protein kinase holoenzyme complex. The record is from RefSeq and is a predicted model, not a curated record. Gene Ontology annotation, biological process: regulation of cyclin-dependent protein serine/threonine kinase activity. The coding region runs from base 193 to 2250 and encodes 685 amino acids. Lineage: Eukaryota; Fungi; Mucoromycota; Mucoromycetes; Mucorales; Cunninghamellaceae. The transcript has 3 exons. Gene Ontology annotation, molecular function: cyclin-dependent protein serine/threonine kinase regulator activity; protein kinase binding.